Cynara cardunculus var. scolymus (artichoke) is the source of this 1992-nucleotide messenger RNA. RefSeq names its product pentatricopeptide repeat-containing protein At5g48910-like. Gene Ontology annotation, molecular function: RNA binding; zinc ion binding; protein binding. The coding region runs from base 1 to 1986 and encodes 661 amino acids. The transcript has a single exon. NCBI's taxonomy places the organism in Eukaryota, Viridiplantae, Streptophyta, Magnoliopsida, Asterales, Asteraceae. The record is from RefSeq and is a predicted model, not a curated record. Gene Ontology annotation, biological process: RNA modification.
AUGAACGCCGCCACCACCACCACCACCGUUGAGCCGCCGUAUCAUCACCUCCCAACAAACAAUCUCACCCAAAAAUCACUCUUAAAUCUCCUAACCACCAAAUGCACCACUUCUCUCCACCAUCUGAAGCAAACCCACGCUCUAAUUCUCAAAACCAACCACUUCCAACACCAUUUCAUAUCUGGUUCUUUGAUCAAAUCCUACGCAAAUCCCAGUUUCAAUACUUUCGAUUCUUCUCUCCAACUCUUCCAUCAGGUUCCAAACCCUAAUGUUUUCGUCUGGAACUCCGUUAUCAAGGGGUGUUUCGACAACAGCAAGCCCUGUUUGGCUCUGUUGUUUUAUUCGAAGAUGGUGGGUUUGGAUUCAAAACCAAAUAAGUUCACGUAUCCUAUGUUGUUUAAGGCUUGUAUGGUUGUGAAAUCUGUUGAAGAAGGUGCUCAGAUUCAUUGUCAUGUGGUGAAAAAUGGGUUUAUGGAAGAUGGGUAUGUCAAAAGUGCUGGUAUUCAAAUGUAUUCAUCGUUUGGACGUUUAAUUGAAGCUCGGAUGAUUCUUGAUUUUAAUGGCGAAUCGGAUGUUAUUUGCUUCAAUGCCAUGAUCGAUGGGUAUUUGAAACAUGGAGAAAUUGAAUCUGCUAAGGCUUUGUUCGAAGUCACGAUGAAAAAGAACGUUGGUUCAUGGAAUGCCAUGGUUUCUGGUUUGGCUAAAUGUGGAAUGGUUGAAGCUGCUCGAGAAGUGUUCGAUGCAAUGCCUGAAAGAGAUGAUAUUUCAUGGAGUGCCAUGAUUGAUGGGUAUAACAAAAACGGCUGUUUUAAGGAAGCAUUGGAAGUUUUUCGAGCGAUGCAAAGGGAGAAACUUCGGCCCAAAAGAUUCGUUCUUUCGAGCGUGGCUUCGGCUUGUGCCAAUGUCGGUUCUCUCGAUCAAGGGAAAUGGAUUCAUGCUUAUAUCAGACGAAAUUCGAUCGAAUUAGACGGGGUUUUAGGAACCGCGUUAUUGGAUAUGUACGCGAAGCUGGGACGACUCGAUUUGGCGUGGGAUGUUUUCGAGACGAUGAAAUCAAAAGAGGUUUCUUCAUGGAACGCGAUGAUCGGAGGGCUCGCGAUUCAUGGUCGGGCAAAGGAUGCAAUCGAGCUUUUCUCUCAAAUGGAAAAUGAAAAAUUGAAGCCCGACGAAAUCACAUUUGUUGGAUUAUUGAACGCUUGUGCUCACGGAGGGUUGGUCGAUGAGGGCUUGGAGUAUUUCAAUCGGAUGGAAGCGGUUCAUGGGGUUGAGCCGACGGUCCAGCAUUACGGCUGCGUGGUCGAUCUUUUAGGCCGGAUUGGAUGGUUAGCCGAAGCCGAGGAGCUAAUAAGUAGAAUGCCGAUGACACCAAGCCCCGCUGUUUGGGGUGCACUUUUGGGUGCUUGUAGGGUUCAUGGAAACAUCGAAAUGGGAGAAAGAAUUGGGAAAAUGUUGAUUGAAUUGGAGCCUCAAAACGGUGGUAGAUACGCGUUGCUAUCGAACAUCUACGCAAAGGCUGGGAGAUGGGAAGAUGUAGAGAAAUUAAGAGCGUUAAUGAAGGAAAAAGGCGUAAAAACCAGUACUGGUAGGAGUACGAUCGAUUUGGGCGGUGUCGUUCACGAGUUCAAAGUCGGGGAAGGGGCCCACCCUCGAACCCGAGAGAUUUACGAGAUGGUCGAGGAGAUGAUUGCAAAACUGGAGAAAGACGGUUACGUCCCUAAAACAUCGGAGGUGUUAUUUGAUAUUGACGAGGAUGAGAAGGAAACUACAUUAUGGCGACAUAGCGAAAAGCUCGCUAUUGCGUUCGGGUUGAUCAGCACAUCAACCGGAACGCCCAUUAGAAUCACGAAGAAUCUAAGGAUGUGCGAGGAUUGUCAUUCGGCAGUUAAGCACAUUUCGUGCAUAUAUGAGCGGGACAUAAUCGUGAGGGAUCGUUUACGAUUUCACCAUUUCCGCAACGGGAAGUGUUCUUGCAAGGAUUUUUGGUGACGAGUU